AUGGUGCAGUGUGAUAAGUGCCACAACUGGAAUCAUUUUGAGUGCGCAGGAGUGUCAGAGGAUGUCGAGAACCGUUCUUGGUACUGCCACGCUUGUAUACCGAAUAAUCCUGCUUCUGCGAAAUCAAAAAGUAACGUUCGGAUUAAUAGCAAACAAACGGAAUGUGCUGGAGACUACCCUAACGGAGAACCGACUAAUUUGGAAUCUACGGCAAAUUCAUCGUCGUCUGUCAACUCGUACAGCACGCCACAGCGUUGCCAUAAACAACCGCCUAAUAUAUCGGAGGAAGUCGAAUUGCAGCUCCGUUUGUUGGAAGAACGAAAAGCUUUGGAAACCAAGUACUUGGAGCAACGAUUCGAAAUUCUCAUGAGGGCUGCCAGAAGUUCUUCUAUGCCAACUGAAGAACCCUCAUCACUAGGUAUUCCAAAUCAUCAUUCGUCACCAGUUGAACAACCGCAUUAUCCGCUCGAACAACCGCAUCAUCCGGUCGAACAAUCGCACCACCCAAUGCCUGGAUCAAUGGCUGGUUUCGAUCCCAUGUUACUGAAUCGCAGCCAAGUAACAGCUCGUCUAGCUGUUUCAAAGGAGUUACCCUCGUUUAGUGGUGAUCCGGAAGAAUGGCCGCUUUUUUUGGCUACUUUCGAAAGUUCGACAAAAAUGUGCGGUUAUACAGCGGAGGAAAAUAUUCUGCGUUUACAACGUUGCCUUGGAGGGAAGGCUAAAGACUCUGUACGAAGCCAAUUACUACAUCCUUCAAAUGUGGACAGUGUGAUUGCAACUCUGAAAAUGCUCUAUGGACGUCCAGAGUACAUCAUCAACACUCUGAUUCAAAAGGUACGGUCUUUACCGGCACCGAAAGAGGAUAAGCUUGAAAGUCUUGUUGACUUUUCGAUUGCAGUUCGUAAUUUGGUAGCUACAGUGAAGGCCUGCAAAUUGGAUGAUCACCUUUACCAUGUAUCUUUGCGGCAAGAAUUGGUAGAGCGUUUGCCAUUUAUGAUAAAAUUAACCUGGGGUGUUCAUAUACAAAAUAUCGAACGAGUUACACUCGAUGAUUUCAGUGAUUGGUUGUAUAGUUUGGCACAGGCAGCCAGCGCCGUAAACGUUAAACCUCACCCGACUAUUUCUGAACCUAAACGAAAGGGACGCAAAGAAGACGGUUUUCUAUAUGCUCAUCGGGAACCAUUUCCAACACCAGAACCACAGGUGUUAACAUCCAAGAAUGACGGUUGUGUAAUCUGUCAGCAAAACUGCGGAGCUGUAGAAAAAUGCUCAGUAUUUACACAAAUGAAUGUAUCAUCUCGUUGGGCAGCCCAGAGAAAUUUGAGUUUGUGCAGGCGUUGUUUAAAGAUACACGGUGCUUAUUGUAGACGUAACGUGUGUUGCGGCGUGAAUGGUUGUACUCGCAAACACCACCCACUGCCGCACAAUGACACUUCUUCUAAACCACAACUUGUCGCUCCCAAUCCCGAACCACAGCCUGUCGCUCCCAAUUCCGAACCACAACCUGGAACAUCAAGCAGCCAUGUCGUAGAGAUGAACCUCAACACACAUCGCAGUACAUAUCAGCAAAUUUUGUUCCGCUACGUUCCUGUGGUUCUAUAUAACAAUGACAUCGAAAUCCAUACCCAUGCUUUCUUAGAUGAUGGAUCGUCGUUAACGCUUCUCGAAGAAGACUUAGCUGAAGAACUCCAGUUGGAAGGGAUCUCCAGCCCGUUAUGCCUUCACUGGACAGCUGAUACUUAUCGAUACGAAGAUGCUUCUCGAUUGGUUUCGGUACAAAUCUCCAGUGUUUUGAAUCCGGCAAAUAAAAUCAGGUUGUCUGAAGUCCACACAGUGAAGCAGUUGAAACUCCCACCACAAUCACUCGAUUUUAAUGAAAUGACUAAGCAGUAUCACCACUUGCAAGGUCUUCCAAUCAAUUCCUACCAUAAUGCCCGUCCGAGGAUCCUGAUUGGUAUAAACAACGUCAGAGUUACACAUUCUCUCGACAGUAGAGAAGGUAAGAUCGACCAACCAGUAGCAGCAAAGACACGGCUGGGUUGGGUUCUCUUCGGCAGAAAUUCUGGUUCCCCACAAACAGCAAACGAUAUGUUCCAAUCUAACUUUCACGUCGGCACCCAAUCUGAAAAUAAUGAUUGUGAUCUCCAUAACUUCGUUAAGUAUUUUUUUACUCUCGAGAGCUUGGGAAUAGCUAAAUCAGAGCAACUGCCUAUGUCCAAAGAAGAAGAACGAGCGUUCGAAAUGAUGCGUUCCCAGAUAACGUUUCGUGAUGGGCGAUAUGAAAUGGGACUGCUUUGGAAAUACGAAGACGUGCGUACGCCAGAUACUAAGUACACAGCCAUGAAACGCUUUCACUGUUUGGAAAGAAGGAUGAGGCGUGACCCACUACUAGCAGAAGCUCUUAGAACGAUGAUUAAAGACUAUGUCAAAAAAGGAUAUGCCCGCAAGCUGACUGAAGCUGAAGCUAAUAUUCCCCGAAAACGUAAAUGGUACCUCCCAAUGUUUCCUGUAUUCAACCCAAACAAGCCCGGCAAACUCCGCAUCGUGUGGGAUGCCGCCGCAGCUACAAACGGUAUUUCGCUUAAUUCUCUCCUCUUGAAAGGACCCGAUCAAUUAACGGAAUUACCAGCUGUGUUGUACAAAUUUCGCGAGCACCUGGUGGCCAUCGGAGGAGACAUUCGCGAGAUGUUUCACCAGGUGCUCAUCAAGGAGGACGAUCAACACUGCCAACGAUUCUUAUGGCGCGAACACGAGCACCAAGAAAACCCGGAUGUAUACGUUCUUUGCGUGAUGUCAUUUGGAGCUACAUGUUCUCCCAGCUGUGCGAUUUUCGUAAAAAACGAAAAUGCCGAUCGCUUUCGCACACACUAUCCAGCAGCUGUUGACGCAAUCAAAGGUCAUUAUGUCGAUGAUAUGCUCUUGUCCGUAGAAACGGAAGAAGAAGCUAUAAAAAUAGCUAAAGAAGUCCACUUUAUACAUUCAAGUGGUGGCUUUGAGAUGCGGAACUGGAUUUCAAAUUCAUCCAGUGUACUCGCAGCUUUGGGAGCAAAACCCGUGUUAGAAAAAAAUCUCGAUAUCGCUACUGAGGUAGCUAACGAAAAAGUUCUCGGAAUGUGGUGCUAUCGACUCAAAACAUCUAUCAGCUCUAGCAACAUAGUUCAGCUUCACACGUUCGUGGACGCCAGCGAGAAUGGCAUUGCUGCCGUUUGCUAUUUUCGAUUCGACGAGCACGGAGUAGUAGAAACCUCGUUAGUUACAGCAAAAAGUCGCGUAGCGCCGUUGAAAUUUGUUUCCAUCCCUCGUUUGGAAUUGCAAGCUGCUGUUGUUGGAUGUCGUUUGGCUAAAUGCGUCGAGAAAGGUCACACUUACAAAAUUUCGAAACGGUAUUUCUGGACAGAUGCCCGCGACGUACUUUUCUGGUUACGAUCUGAUCAUCGUCGCUACUCCGCAUUUGUUGCGAAUCGUGUCAGUGAGUUGCUGGAAGAAACUGACCUCAACGAAUGGAAAUGGGUGCCAACCAAGCUGAAUGUCGCUGAUGAAGCUACCAAAUGGAAGUGCGCACCAAGUUUCGAUGGAACCAGUCCUCCUACAACGAUGGGUGGGAAAUACUUCCCUCAAGGUAUUCCGAUUGGGAAAAGUGGUUACGUGUCACAGCAUAUGUACAGCGGUAUCCUGAAAACAUUAGGAAGUAUAAAUCUGUAUAACUGGUCCAGCCACUGGUGA
Molecule: messenger RNA, 3723 nt
Organism: Uranotaenia lowii
Lineage: Eukaryota; Metazoa; Arthropoda; Insecta; Diptera; Culicidae
Exons: 3
Coding region: 1-3723 (1240 amino acids)
Source: RefSeq, a predicted model, not a curated record